AUGAAGAACGGGAAUUUUGAUCGUAAACGGAAUACGAUAUUGCAUGCUGCAGCAACAUCUGGGGCUGUUGAUGCGUUGCAGGGUCUAAUGGAUGAUAGAAAGAUAACCGUGGACGAGGAGAAUGAAAAUGCCGAGACACCAUUGUAUAAGGCGUUUCAAGCAGGACUUACGAAAGUGAUUGAGGUUCCGCUUGGCCAUGAUGCGAAUGCAUCCUGUAGAACUCAGCAGAAGAUCACUCCUCUGCAUUGGCUGUUUAUGAUCCCCGAGGGUUCGAUCUGUGAAAUCACAAAACGGUUGAUUGAAAGAGGGGCAGAUAUCAAUGCAGUGAUGGAGCCCGUCAAGGAAUACAACAGUGGAUAUCCAGAAAAGAUCGAGAUACUUCAUUACCCGUUUGAACUUCCACAUAGGUCACCUCUUCACUGGGCAUUUUUCUUCCGCAAUAUGAUGGCCAUCGACGCUCUCAUUUCCCUUGGGGCCAAUGUCAACGUAGUCUAUCAUGGGUUAGAUCCGUCAACUACUCCGCUUUCAUUGGUAGCGUACUUUGGGGAACCUAUGAUAGCCAAAUAUUUGACAUCUCAUGGUGCAGACGGCGCUUUAUUGGGCUCAUAUUUCCCUGACCGACAUGGAUACCUGCGUCAUCACUGGCAUUAUUGGAACCGGCAUGGAACUUGGGAGCAUCAUUUAGCGCAGAUCGCGGAUUUAGUCAAUAUAUUGGUCGAGGCUGAUGCAGACAUCAACGCUAAGGACAAGGGAAAACCUUGUUUAGCCCCUAUUGCAGCGGCAGCCGAUCGAGGAUGCUGGGAUGGGGGUAUAAUAUGUGCACUGUUGGAUGCUGGAGCUGAUUUGGGGGGAUCAGUUCUGACCACGGGAGAUGCAGUCCUGCAUUCAUGGGCGUCUAUCGUUGGACCACGUCUGGAUUAUCCCGAUUCAUACAUACCGACAUUAACAAAGAUAGUGAAGGCUAUACCAAAUCUUGACAUCUGCAUCCGGUUCGAAGAGGCUACUCCGCUCCAUAAGUUGACAACCAUGUACCACCCAGAGGACGAAUUCGAGGCUGCAUGCAAGAUUUUUCUCAGUCACCCCCGUCCAGCAGACAUCAAUGCAAAGACCCGCCGCGGUGAUUUCCCACUAUAUAUUGCUCUGGAAAUGAACCGAUCCUGCACGACGCGGCCGAUUCUUGCUCGAGAACGGGGCCGGUCCCCUCGGCGAGACAUCUUCUAUUCAAUUGCCAACAACCUUGUUUCGACUGACCAAGACAGUCACGACCUCAUCCAGCAUUUUCUCCUCCAUCUCAGCCCUGGUAUCCAAAGGGCCGACACAAAGUACUACCUCCACACCCCUAGCAGCAAUGAACCCCUCUUCGCCGCCACAGAGAGCGGAAAACCGCUCACAUUAAACUUCCUCCUCUCUCUCGGUCUCGCCAGCUACAUAAAUAAGCCCAACACAUCGAAGUCCCCACCAUGGACCCCACUAGAUCGAGUUCUCCACUCCGCCGAGCUCGGCCGCCGUGCACAUAUGCGGAGAUUGGCAUCAUACAAACCUGGUGGAGCACGCACCAAAGCGCUGGAGCAAAAACCUCGUCCACCAGCAGGUGCAGCUGAGUCGUACAAGUCAUUUCCAGAGGUCAUCCGGAUUCUUCGAGAUGCGGGAGCUAAACGGACAUGUGAGUUGGAGGGUACAAAGGUAGAUUAUAUUGAGCAACCGAGGGAGUGGGACGAGAAAGAAAUUCAAAAUUAUGGAUUUACAGUGGAAACGCAAUCGAAUGUGGAAGCAUGGAGGGAAUUGUAUGAAUUGGCUGGGGGCGUGUUGAUG
Penicillium hordei is the source of this 1812-nucleotide messenger RNA. RefSeq names its product ankyrin repeat domain-containing protein. The transcript is spliced from 5 exons. Lineage: Eukaryota; Fungi; Ascomycota; Eurotiomycetes; Eurotiales; Aspergillaceae. Gene Ontology annotation, molecular function: protein binding. The record is from RefSeq and is a predicted model, not a curated record. The annotation marks the transcript as partial.